CAGGACAUCUCUACUUUCGAUUUGAAGUCCACACCACAGAAUGGGGUCGGACGAUUCUUUGCGUCUGUGGAGAUUUUUCCGCUUUGGUAACGACAGAAGUGUAUAUACACCACAUGUUCGAUCAUUGGAGAAUUCAUAUGAGGAGCUUAUUAUGAGAGUUAUCCAGCGAGGACAAGGAGGACGGCUCAUAGAUUUUAUAGAGAGAGAAUCCGAUAGAAACAGCAGGUUUUAUCCUUUAGCCUACACUCUUGCUGUCUGCGCCAGGAGUACCAAUCAAGAUGUCUCCCGUAAAGCUUACAUGGCAAUACAAACUGUCUGUAGGACACCAGAAAAAUUAUUCAUGUUUCUCAAGUACUGUAAGGAGUCUCUGAAGCUUAAAUCAUGGCCUAGACGCCACAGGAUGGCUGUAGCUAAGUGGUAUACAACUAAUCCUCAAUAUCUUGAUAACCCCAUGCUUCUUGCAAAACAUGUGACUAAAUAUAGGAGACGCCAUGGGUUUUCACACAAAAAAGUGUUAAAGUGUUGUCAUCCCAAUACCUCUAGAUGUCCUGAUGAUAUCAAAUUCAUAUUAUGUUAUGCUGUUAAAGGUAUUUCAAAAGCUAGACGUUUGCAUCAAGGAGAAGAAGGUAAAAUCAUGUCUGUUGUGGAUUUCAUUAAUGAUGUUGAUACUCUACGAAAGGGAAAAAUGCCAGAGGAUGAUGUAGUAGCUUUAAUUAAAAAAUGGGAGCUGACUUGGGAGCAAAUACCUACUGUUCAUUUGCAAUCAAAGGAAAUAUGGAAGGCAUUGCUUAAUAUAAUGCCAAUGACAGCAUUGUUGAGAAAUUUGGGAAAACUAACCAUGCAUAGAUUACUUGAACCUGGUAGUCAAGAAGAAGCCAGAACAUGUUCCAGACUUAAUAAUGCAGAACUCCUUAAAGAUGCCAAACUUCACCCUAUCCAAAUCCUUUCAUCUUUGAAUGGUUACAGAAAGGGGGAAGGAUUUAAAAGUGACAGGUACACCUGGAAUGUUAACAAAAAUAUUGUCUAUUCCCUGACACAAGCAUACAUGAUGCAACUUACCUCUAGCAGUCAAAAUCCCAACCUUCCUCAGAACCUUCUGGUAGCGAUAAAUAUCAGGCCUUCAAUGGAGAGACAUGUUGUUGGGAUCCCUUUGAUGAAUUGCAAGCAGACUGCUACUGCUUUGGCAAUGACCCUGAAACAAAGUCAGCCAUCUACCCAUACUGUUACUUUUGGAAGUGGGGACAUUGCAAGAAGGCUUGAUUUUCAGCUAUCUGCUGCUGGCAUAUAUGACAUAGAGAGUGCUUUAGAUGCUGUGGAACAGAGAACAGAUGAUAAUCCUGUUAAUUUUGAUGCACCAUUGCAAUAUGCCAUGCAGAAUAUGAAUGCAGUAAAUGCUGUCAUUCUAAUGACUGACCGUCUCACUGAGCAAGACAGAAGUGAUAUCCAAAGAGCUUACAGGAAUUUUAAAGAACAAUUCCUAGAUGUUUCAUUUAUCACUGUGUGCUUUCAGAACUGUGAAGAAACAUCUCCUGUUGCUGAACCACAAGACCCCAACAUGUUGGAUGUAAUAGGAGUGGAUGCAGGGGCAUUAGAUAUCAUUCUUUCCUUUAUCGCGAACAGAGAUCAACAAGUACGAGUACUGCUGGAAGAACUUUCAAUUGAUGGAAGAAUGGAGGAGGAUAUGGAAGAGGCUUAGACGACAUGUCUAAAACAUUGUUAAACAGUUUCUACAUCAUUAAGAAUCCAUGGAAAGGAAUCUCAGUGGAGGGUGCUGCUGAUGCUUUUUAUUAACAUUUACCAUAAUUCUCACUGAGCUGUGAUGCAUGUAGCUCUUAUUUGCAAGAAGUUUUCUCCACACACAAAAUUUAAUAACAAAAUUAUUUCACUAAUAAAUGUCCAUACACCAAAAGUUAAUUACUAUGUUCUGGAUGAUCUUAAUAAAUCUUGUUUAUUUCUCCAAACUAA
Magallana angulata is the source of this 1965-nucleotide messenger RNA. Its product is annotated as RNA-binding protein RO60-like. Bases 41 to 1696 code for a protein of 551 amino acids. Gene Ontology annotation, cellular component: ribonucleoprotein complex. The record is from RefSeq and is a predicted model, not a curated record. Gene Ontology annotation, molecular function: RNA binding. The transcript is spliced from 2 exons. NCBI's taxonomy places the organism in Eukaryota, Metazoa, Mollusca, Bivalvia, Ostreida, Ostreidae.